Molecule: messenger RNA, 1778 nt
Organism: Anopheles cruzii
Lineage: Eukaryota; Metazoa; Arthropoda; Insecta; Diptera; Culicidae
Product: probable mitochondrial glutathione transporter SLC25A40
Exons: 3
Coding region: 145-1362 (405 amino acids)
Biological process (GO): mitochondrial transmembrane transport
Source: RefSeq, a predicted model, not a curated record
CAUUCUGCAAUCUGGUGGUAGGAACACGGUGAAAAAUAUCUUUCUGAAAAAGAACAAAAUCGCGCCUUCGGGCGGCGAUGGAUUUAGUCGGACAGUAAGAGGCACGGGUUGUGAAAGAGUACUGUUUCCAAAGGUUCCACCAGCAUGGCGCGCAGUGUUGGAAGCGCCACAAUGCUUGCGCCCGGUCAGGAUAUGGACGAUAGCCGGUUCCGUAUCCGGCCCUAUCAGCAAAUACUAUCUUCCUGCAGUGGUGCCCUUGUGACAUCGCUGUUCAUGACGCCGUUGGAUGUGAUUAAAACGCGCCUCCAGGCGCAACAGAAGCUGUUGCUGUCCAACAAAUGUUAUCUGUACUGCAACGGGCUCAUGGAUCACAUUUGUCCUUGCGCCCCAAACAUGGGCCCGUCCGCCGUCAGCAAACCUACGUUACAUUUCACCGGAACUAUCGAUGCGUUUUCGAAAAUAAGCCGCCACGAAGGGGUCCGCUCGUUAUGGUCCGGCCUGGGCCCCACACUGGUGCUGGCCCUGCCGACGACGGUCAUUUACUUCGUGGCGUACGAGCAGUUUCGCAUCCGGCUGAAGGAACUGUACCAAAGCAGAAAGGGACGGGACGCGGAGCUUCCGUUCUGGUUACCGCUCACGGCCGGCGCAUCGGCUCGCGUCCUGGCCGUAACGAUCGUGAAUCCGCUCGAGCUGAUACGCACCAAAAUGCAGUCCGAGCGAAUAAGCUACUCGGAGGUCGGCCAAGCGUUCCGCAGUAUGCUGCGGGUGCAAGGAGUCCGCGGCAUGUGGAACGGAUUCUUCCCCACCAUUCUGCGGGACGUACCGUUCAGCGCGAUCUACUGGACGACGUACGAAUCGUACAAAAAGCACCUCAACGUGACGCAGCCAACGUUUUCGGUCAGCUUCGUCGGUGGUGCCAUUUCGGGCGGUGUGGCCGCCUUUCUCACGGUACCGUUCGAUGUGGUCAAAACGCACCAACAGAUUGCGUUCGGCGAACGGUUCCUGUACCCACAGAACGGGGCCGGUAAAUCGGCCACCGUUAGCACGUUCGCGACGAUGAGCAGGAUUUUCCAAGCCAGUGGCAUCCGGGGCCUAUUCACCGGCCUUACGCCACGGUUGGUUAAAGUUGCGCCCGCCUGUGCCAUCAUGAUUGCGUCGUUCGAGUAUGGGAAAAACUUUUUCUACUCGUACAACGUGAAGCGCUACCAGGAGAAACAUGGCCGGGUGCCGGGGGUCGCGCCUCCGUUCGGUGGCACUACGACCGGGAGCUCCUUGGUUAGCAGUUCGAUGCCCACUUCUUCGCCUACCGUCGUCGCUGCUGCUUCACCGUCGCCAUCGCACCAUGGUCGUGUCCGGUUUUGAAUCGGUUGACGCUCCCGUUUCAUAGGCUUCAGAUUUUGAGCUAUCCGAUAGCUUUACACCCGGUUUAUGCGAACCAUUCAAAAACGAAAGCCCACAAUUUGAGAGAGUGAAAGAAAGGCAAUUCCAAUAGACAGUAAACCCGUUACUGCAUGAGUUUUGAAAAAGAUAAGAAACGGUCGCAUCAAGACGCGUUAUCGUAAACGCUACGGGGGUCUGUCGCACAGCAGCAGCAGCAGAUAAGCCGUAGGCCGCGCGUAACCGAACAACCGAGGAUUAUUGGGCAUGGAGACGAUCACGUUGUGAGUUACAUCGCACCAUCAGCGCAUCAAGAGCGACACAAGCGAUAGACACUGGAUUGGUCGAAGACAGGCAGUACGACGGAGAGAGGACAAUAAAAAAGUAUUUGAAGACAACUG